Molecule: messenger RNA, 617 nt
Organism: Trichogramma pretiosum
Lineage: Eukaryota; Metazoa; Arthropoda; Insecta; Hymenoptera; Trichogrammatidae
Product: chymotrypsin-elastase inhibitor ixodidin-like
Exons: 3
Coding region: 121-393 (90 amino acids)
Source: RefSeq, a predicted model, not a curated record
UAUGAGCGCAACGUUUCACGUAUAUCAUUUCGCGUGCGAGAACGUCAUAAUAAUAUAAACAAAAUACAUAUACGCUAGUUGUACAGUGGUAUAUACAUUAUAAACGAAAACAUCGACGAAAUGAUAGACAAGAAACAUUAUUUCGCUCUAUCGCUCGCCUUGAUUUACUGCAUCGUCGCGACAGCCGGAGCAGCCGCGGAUCCGAUCCGGUGUCAGACUGGCUCGCACUACUCCGAGUGCGGCAGCGCAUGCCCGGCGAGAUGUCGGCCGAGAACGGCCCGAGCUGCACUGACUUGUCAGGCGCUGAUCUGUCCCGAGACGCCGAGGUGCUGGUGCGACAGCGGAUACGUAUUGAAUCGCCAGAAUAAAUGCGUCAAGCCGUCGCAUUGCUAAAUUAUUACCAUUAUUUUUCCUUCGUGAAUAUCGUAUCAAUUCUGUCUAUCACAUUUUUCAAUAUAAGUUGAGCUCCGUCUCGACUCACUCUCGUUUUUUAUUUUUAUUUUUCGCAUAAAUAGUCUAUACGUAUACACGCGUUAAUAAUGUAUGCAACGAAUACACAAUUGCGCCGCGCUACAUAAAUCCGCAGAAAUUGAUAUGUAUUUCAUUUUCAAUAAACG